This is a messenger RNA of Aspergillus heteromorphus CBS 117.55, 1461 nucleotides long. Its product is annotated as heme-dependent oxidative N-demethylase family protein. The transcript has 3 exons. Bases 1 to 1461 code for a protein of 486 amino acids. The record is from RefSeq and is a predicted model, not a curated record. NCBI's taxonomy places the organism in Eukaryota, Fungi, Ascomycota, Eurotiomycetes, Eurotiales, Aspergillaceae.
AUGGAUGCACUGAAUAAUCAGGCCAGCCUAUUGCUGGCUGGCCUGUUCCUGGUCGCGCUCACAGGACUCUACCUUGCUGUGCGAGGAAGCUCUUUUAUGAGCCGCUUUUGCGACCACAAGGUCAAAAUCUCAAAUGGCAGGUUGCAGUCAUGGUCGGCGUCUUCGGCGGAGAAGCCGUCCACUGCUUCUUCCCCACCUCCUUAUGUGGAUAUCCUUCCACCACAACGUCGCCAUACUCUUGCUUCGUUCCCGGAUGUGCUUUCAUACAAGGAGGUUAGUGAGAAGGAGGUCGGACAACACAUGCUGCCCAUGACAGCAGACUAUAGAGAAUGUACGGACGAGAAGUAUACACCAACCGGGUUCUCUGCAGCAGAAGUCAGAGCCUUGGGGGAUUUUCCAGACUAUGCAGAGCUCAGCGGCGUGCCCUUACCCCAGCCAUACCAUGAGUUUGACAUCGAUAAGGCCCUGCCUCGACCGUAUCGCCCAUUUAGAUGGUCGUACCACCAGACAAUGUCCCUGACGAAACUGGAAACCGAUUGGUGGAUCGAGCUCGAGAAUACCUACCGGGAAAGAGUCGCACAGCGUAGGGAAUUGUACGCCAAGCAUGGCAGCGCAGUGCUUGGGUAUCUACCUGGCUCAGAAUUGGCCUGCAAGGAGCUUAUGGAAAUGGUGCUACAGUUCAUCUGUGCCCGGUAUCCGCAGUACUUCUUCCUGGAAGACAAGCGAAUUCUACACAACAAGAUCCUGGGCACGAAGCAGGAUGUCAAGUCCAAGCAUCCGCUGGAAAUUCUGAUCGACAACGUGCCUGAAGACUUUGGGAUCAUGCUGCGAGAUGAGAAGACUGGGUAUUACUUCCUACGCGCUGGUGUCAUCUGUUCGUCCCUAGGAUGGAACGUCGGGACCAAGAUUGGCCUUCAAUUACAUCAGAUCCAUGAAACAAUCCCCGACUAUAAGGAGAAGAUGCAAUUCUCUAUGGAUCGAUUCUUCACCAAGAUGCCGGUGGACAAGCCCAUCCAGCGAGGGUCCUGGGGCAUGGAAGUGGGCCAGCCUCUAUACAUGCCCCAAGGGGACCCUCAUGAGACUCUUCGACUGUCCCAGGACCCUGCUCUCCGACUGGAAGAUUGCAACCUGCGCGUCGAUUGGCAAACUCUCCGACGUCUCCCCUUCUCCGCGGCUGUUGUGUUCAACUUCAAGGCCCUCUUCACGCCCGUGACAGAGUUUCGCGACGAACCCGGGGUGCCUGCAUUGGCGGCCAAGGUCCUGAAGGAAGGCAAAAAGAAUCUCAUGGAUUACAAGGGCACAUGGCACGUGGAACACGUCGUGGUUCCGAACCUCGAGAAAUGGGCGCAAGAGCAGGAGGAUAAAGGGCUAGUCCCUAAGGGUUGGGAGGUGUCAACCUUGGAUGACAGUCCUUGGUACAGUGGCUGGCAGGAGAAGUGGCAUCGCCAACAGGGGUACUAA